CGGAGGAAGAUUGGUAGCCGGUUAGAUGUGGAGGUUGUUUUAGCGGCGAAGGAACCGUUGUCGUGUCGUCGGCUUUUGUCGGGUGCUGAUUCAAAGUUACCCAGUUUUCGGUGCUUCUGAGUCCGUUGCAUUAAGAACGCUGUUGGGAGUAUUUGCCUUCCGAGUAUGUUGCCGCUUUCUAACAUUUUAUCAGGGCUGUUGGAGCGCGUAGUCUACCCGCUGCGGUUUUGUGUUUUUCUCGACGUUGUUUACCGGUUAUAAUUCGACGUUUAAUGAUUUAAAUUCACCGCUUCGCCGCCUCUGAAUUCAGCGAGAGACUUUUAGACAUGCAUACGAGGCGUUUGGUGAAGCGGUCGAUCCUCGGCAGCCGCGUUUAUGCGCCGAGUCCGACGGGGGACGGUGCCCCGGUGACAGGAGUGGUCCAGGCUGUCAAGCAGGAAAACAGAGACGUUUCGGCCGUUGGAGCCCGGCGCAGCGUCUACACAGUGCUCAUGCAAGACGGGAGCCUCAAGGAGUUUUCCGAGGAGGAGAUAGCCGCCGGCUCCAACCACACUGCAGCUAAAGGACCGCUCAAGUCCAGCUUGAAGCAGAGCUCCAGUAACGGAGCUUCAGAGAGCCAUAAGGUGGAAGGCGGCUCCCUCAGCCCAGAGGCAGUGGAGGAGCAGCGGGUGGCGGACGGCAAGCGCGUUGGCCGGGACCCCGAUACCAGAUCAGUGUCCCUGCUUGAGCAGAAACGCAAAGUGGUCUCCUCCAGCAUUGAUGUCCCUCACGCCAGACGCUCAGAGGAGGAAGUGGACAUGGACAAGGUGACGGCUGCCAUGGUGCUGACAAGUCUCUCCACCAGUCCGCUGGUCAGGAGUCCACCUGUCAAAGUCAACGAAGGCCUGAGUGGGUCAUGGAAGGACAACGGCUCAGCUGGCCCCUUCACCCCAUCCAGCAACAGCUCUUCAGGGGGUUACUGGAGCUGGUCUGCCCCCAGUGACCAGUCCAACCCCUCUACACCUUCUCCACCACUCUCCGCUGACAGCUUCAAGCCCUUCCGUGUGCCCAGUCUGGGCGGCGUGGGACCCGGCCCCGCAGGGCCUGAAGACCCCAGCCUGGAAGAGCAGGACGGCAGCAGUCUACUCUUCGAUGAGCCCAUCCCUCGCAAGCGCAAGAACUCCAUGAAGGUGAUGUUCAAGUGCCUGUGGAAGAACUGUGGCAAGGUGCUGAGUACCGCUGCUGGCAUCCAGAGACACAUCCGCACCAUCCACCUGGGGCGUAACUGCGACUCAGACUGCAGUGACGGGGAGGAGGACUUCUACUACACGGAGAUCAAGCUCAACACGGACUCUGUGGCCGACGGGCUGAGCAGCCUGUCCCCCGUGUCCCCGUCCGUCCUCUCUCCCCCUCCUCCUCCCCCCUCUCCUCUCCCGUCUCUCAGCCAGCUGGCAGACUCUCACAGACCUCCACAGUCCUCUGACACCAAGGAGCCUCACGCUGGCGGCACCACCCCGCUCAGCCGCUCUGCGCCCAGCGCACUCUACCUCAUCCACACGGACCACGCCUACCAGGCCACGGCUCCAGUGUCCAUCCCGUCCAGCAGCAGUAACUCGACCGGCUCGGCUUCCACCAGCUUCACCCCCACCAACAGCUCCAGCUUUAGCAUCUCCUGGCAGUCGCCGCCCGUCACUUUCACUGGGACCACAGUGUCCCCCAGUAAAAGCCAGGGCUUCGGCGAACAGCGCUCCCAGACCAUCGCCGUCCUCUCAUCCCCUCCCAGAGCCACCACCGCCCUCAGUCGGAAGGUGCGCGGUGAAGGGAAGAAAUGCCGCAAAGUGUAUGGGAUGGAGAACCGCGACAUGUGGUGCACCGCCUGCCGCUGGAAAAAGGCCUGCCAGAGAUUCACCGACUGAGCGUCCCCCCCACCACCACCUUCACAGUGCGCCACGCCAACGGGCACUGCUGCCUUUCGCCAGAGAAAGGGGAGAGGGGCAACAUUUUGCAUGCAUUUGGUUUUCUUCAGCUCAAAAUCGCAACUGUCCGUCAAGCUCUGGCUCCGCCCCUGUUGUCGCGCCCCCUCGGCUCCACUGAACCAUUCCAGCUGUGGAAGCAACCAAAGGACAGCGGAGUCACCUUUUACUUUGCCGUCCAGGAUUCCCUGUACUGCCUCACCAUUCCCAACAUUCCCACUUUUGGGAAACCCCAGUGCAGCUAAACAGUGUAAAGAAAAAAUAGGUCUAAAUAUUUCUCCUGUUUUUUAUGUUGGGUUCAGUGUUGCAUCUUUCUAUGUUUUGUAAAGCUCUGGUUUUUAAAUAGAAAGUCUAGUCAAAGAAGGGGUCCGGAUAAAAAGGCCAAAACCUUUUUUCGUGUGUUUUGUCAAAAGAAAAAAAAAAUUCUUCACUUUUUUAUCCAAAAGAAGAAUGGGCCUCUUUGCUGCAGUUUUUGAAGAACGUUAAGAAAAAAAAGCAUGGAGGUAAAGCUCGCAGUUUUUGUUCUUCCUUCGGCUUGUUCAUCUCCUGUUUUAUUUCUGGACUUUUCGAGGUGAUCUUUUAUCACCGACAUCACAGCCUCUCCCGGCUCCUCACCUGUUCUUCACUCCUGACAGCCCCGAGGGAAUGUAAGGCAGAGCCGGGAAGGACGGGUAGAGAGAGUGUGAAGAAUAGAGACACACGAGGUGAAUGAUCAAUGCAAAAAAGAUACAAUUUACAGUCAGGGAAAGCAGAUGGACCAUGCCGGUGAUUUAACACAUCAAAAAAGCAGCAUUCACACAUACACACACAAACAGGUAUUCCCACACAAUCAAAGCAGAAGACAGGACCUGUUUUCUAUGUCACUUUUUUAUCCAGUUGAGUCAUUUUCUUUGUUUUAUCAGGGAUGUGAUUCUAAAGAAAGCAACAACCAGCAGCUAAAACAUGGGGUUACUAUAUACUGUAAACAGCACAGUCUCAACAGCUUCUCUCUUUUAUUUCACGUGACAACUUUGCAACCAAAAACUCCUUUAUCGUAUUCUUUAUGUUUUUGGUUUUAGUUAAGGUGCCAUGUUUACUGUUGCUGAAUUUUUUAUGUUUCUCUCUUUUUUUGGUUGAAACCAAGACUGUUUACCUGUUAAAGAAAGUGUGUUGAAAGACCUUCCUGGCAGCACUGGAAGCAUGAAGUCAGCAGCGUGCGAGGCCAUAAAAAGAUAAAAAUCUCUGACCGCAUGCAGAGAGACAGAUUGCCCUCCUCCUCAAACAACUUUCACACCUUCCCAAAGGGAGCAAAAAUAUCUUUGUGUUUACGUACGCCACAUGGGCGCUUCUUGACGAUCUGUUAAGCAAAGGGGGAGGGCGGAAAAGUGAGGCACUUCCACUGUAUGUUAGAAUGGAGCACUUAUGUAUUUUCUUGUACUGAGUUGAAAUUGUUUCUAUCUUCCACUGGCCCUCUUCAUUUCAACUUAAAGCUCCAGUGUGGAGGAUUUAGUGGCAGAAAUGGUAUACAGUAUUUAGAGCUAUGUUGUCAUUAGUUUAUGAUCGCCUGAAAAUAAUAAUCGUUGCAGUUUUUGUUACCUUCAAAUGAGCCAUUUUUAUCUACAUACAGAGUGAGUUCUCUUCUAGGGAGCCAAUAUGUUCUACAGCAGGCUGGAACGGACAAACCAAAAUCUGGCUCUAGAUAUGGCCAUUCGUGUUUCCCUGUCUGCCAUCGUAGUUCUACUACAUGCUUGGCACAUGGAAGAAGUUUCAGUUCUGGACCUCACCACUAGAUAGCACUAAAUCCUACACUGUGGACCUUUAACUUUAAAAAAAGGAAGUAAGAGGAAAGAAGUUAACAUUUGGCCAUGCAGACACAGCUAAUCUCCUUUUGAACCUAAACUUUCUGCAGAAAAAGGUCCAAACACUCGAUGAGGUCACUCCUUUGUUGUUUAAUGUGCACUGCACACUUUAUACACUUGGCAACAUGCAAGCAAAGCUUUGACUCGAGUCCUCGUGUUCGCCACGUAACCUUGUUACUGAUGAGGGGAAAAAUAUCUGAUUUGUCGUUUGAAUGUGUUCAUUUGAAUUCCAGCCUCUUCGUUGGCUCAAAGGCAGGAAGCAAAAUCACAAAGGCCAAAUGGUUUACAGAUGUUAACUCUGUGGUGAUAAAUGGACCAACUCUUUUGUCACCCGGGGCUGCAUUCCACUUAUUACAAUGUCCUGAUAUUGACAGAAAUGUCCUACAAAUGUUUCCUCCAUCAGGGACAUUUUGGUUCUGUUUCUCUCUGCAUUAUAUGAAAUUGGCUUGAAUGCACACUGAAAUCUUUGUUGGCAUUUCACACAGGAUUAUUAUUAUUUAGAAUUACUCCAAACCAACACCAGCUGAUAAACUCACACGCUCGGCCAUGUAAUACACAGUACAGUACUUCCGCACCUGAAAAUCGUUGCUCUGUCGCGUUUGUUCAGCUGUUUUUUGUCUUUAUAUUUUUGGUGUCUGUUCAUGUAUAUAUGUAAUUCUUGUAUUUUCUCUAAGCUCCAUGUUUUAUGACCAGUUACCUCGGUCAUUACAUUCGCCACCUUAUGAACAAGACAGGUUCAAGUACGACAUUGGGUGAGGAAAUAAUGUACCGUUCAACUUGUCGGGCUACUGUUGUUUUGAAUAUAGGGAUAGCCUUAAAGUCACUCUUUAAAAAAAAUCAUUGUGCUUCUAUGUCAUUACAUUGAUGUUUCUGUAAGAAAUAUUUAGAUUAUCUCCAAACUGAUUUGCCAUUGUAUUAUGUGAACGUAUUAUUGUUUAAGAAAAGACAAAUCUAUAUAUACGUAAAGAAAAAACAGUUUAAAUUCAAAGCGGAAAAAAAAGAUGUUAAUUCGG
This is a messenger RNA of Plectropomus leopardus (leopard coralgrouper), 4803 nucleotides long. It is a transcript of the gene znf704, whose product is annotated as zinc finger protein 704. NCBI's taxonomy places the organism in Eukaryota, Metazoa, Chordata, Actinopteri, Perciformes, Serranidae. Gene Ontology annotation, molecular function: DNA-binding transcription factor activity; RNA polymerase II cis-regulatory region sequence-specific DNA binding. The record is from RefSeq and is a predicted model, not a curated record. Gene Ontology annotation, biological process: regulation of transcription by RNA polymerase II. Gene Ontology annotation, cellular component: nucleus.